CAUCUGCAGACCUCAAAUGUUGCAGCGAGAGGAGCAGAGCAGAGAAAGAGACUAGUGGGGAAAAGUUUGCAAAGGGAUCAGGACUAACCUGGACAGCCUUGUAGACUGAUUUUAUGUGUCCGAAAAGUCCUUUCUCCACUUUUUGAUCUUUCGCAACCAUUAUAUUUUACUGUUGGUAGGCAUAUUCGAGAUCGAAAAGGACUUUAACAAUCAUGGAAUUGCUUUGUCUCGAAAUGGACACCAUUGUAAGAGCCCGUCCUGACCCGAAUCUUCUAUUAGAUGACAGGGUACUACAGAGCUUGUUGACCAUCGAAGAGAGGUUUCUUCCCCAGUGUUCAUAUUUUAAAUGCAUUCAGAAAGACAUUCAGCCCUUUAUGCGGAGGAUGGUGGCAACUUGGAUGUUGGAGGUCUGCGAGGAACAGAAAUGUGAGGAAGAAGUUUUUCCACUGGCUAUGAACUACUUGGACCGAUUUUUAGCGGUGGUACCAACAAGAAAAUGUAACUUGCAGUUGCUCGGAGCAGUGUGCAUGUUUCUUGCGUCUAAAUUGAAAGAGACGCGUCCAUUAACUGCAGAGAAGCUGUGCAUCUAUACUGAUAACUCAAUCAGACCGCAGGAACUGCUGGAAUGGGAGCUGGUUGUCCUGGGCAAAUUGAAGUGGAAUCUGGCUGCUGUCACUCCCAAUGACUUUAUUGAACACAUUAUGAGGAAACUUCCACUGCCUGAGGAUAAGCUGGACCUGAUCCGUAAACAUGUGCAGACUUUCAUCGCCCUUUGUGCAACAGAUUUCAACUUUGCCAUGUCCCCUCCAUCCAUGAUUGCAACGGGCAGCGUGGCAGCGGCUAUCUGUGGCCUGCAGCUCAACAGCACUAACCGCUCACUGUGGGGAGACAACCUUACAGAGUUGCUCGCCAAGAUCACAAACACAGAAGUUGAUGUGUUAAAGGAAUGCCAGGAGCAGAUUGAGAGAGUGUUGAUGAAUAACCUAAGGGAGGGUCGCCGGCAGCAGCAGAAACAGCAGCAGCAGGAACAGGGUGGCCCGCGCAGCAAAGCACUUGAUGACCAGGACCAGUCCAGCACCCCAACCGAUGUACGAGACAUCAACUUGUGAGCUUGCUGCAGGAAUGCUGUGAUCAGUCUUCAAGAAAAGAAAAAAACAACAAAAAACAAAAAUGACAAAAAAAACAAACAAACAACCCCAACAAAAAGUGCUUGCUAGUCUUUGUAUAGUUUUAUCUUCAUUUUCCAAAAAAAAAAAAAAAUACUCCCGUAAAUGACAAAAAAAAAAAGAAGAAAAAAAUUCUAAGCUAUUUUAGAUACAAAAAAUAGAUAUUUUUAAAAUGAUUUGAUAAUGAUGCAAAAAGCUCUACGGUGCCUCAGACUCUUAGAAGGGAAGCAUGUAGUAUUUUGCAAACUCUUUUGAUUGUGUAAACAUAAUAAUAUUUAAUGCAAAAGUGAUAGUGUAAAGGGCUUUUCAAAAUAGAGAGUCUACUGUAUCAGACUGGCUUGAAAGGGUACAAAAAGUGGGGCUAUGUUUUUUUUUUUUUUUCUUCCGGUUUUGUUGUGAUUUUUUUUUUUUUUACUUUUUUUUUUGGUUCAUUUUGGAAUGCCUGAACUUGAACACACAUUGAUGUGCCAUGAGUCUGAAUGAACGCACCCAUUCACUUGGCUGUGUACUAAGAAUGCAUUAGGACCAGAAAAUGGGGAUUAAAAAGGAGCUGUGAGACACAAGUCGUAUGCUAAGAACGCAGGGCUCUUUUGCUAGGGCAACAGGGGCUUAUAUCACGACAGUAGACUAUUAAUAUAAUUUUAAUACGAUUAUUAUUAUUAUUCCUGUUAAACAAGAAAAUUAUUGUCUCUUGAUGCUAAUGUUACAGACACUUCAAAUAAGCUUUUGUCAAGCUGCUUGUGUGCAUGCAUUUACGUGUGGUGUAUUUUGGCUCAUGUGCAAGCGUGUACAAGUUUCCCUAUAUCAGGCACUCUUGUGUGAGUCAUGUGGGCUUUGUUUAAUCAUCUAUCUGCGAGUGUUUGGUCAUUGAGACUGAUUCAGUGGUCGGCACAUGGUCUGGACAGGGAUAGCAAAUGAUUCCACGAUGCUUCGAGGGCCUCCUGUAUCAGUGCCUUGUUUUAAAUGCUUUUAUUUACUGGCCUGGAAACUGCUUGAGGGCUGAGCCCAACCCAGUGCACAGAACAUGAGGAGGCAAGAAAAGGGAGCGGACGGAGACGGCUACGUUCCCUCAUUUCUUCUAAAGGCAAGAAGAGUUGUUUUUAAAAUUUGUGGGUAAGGUUGUCCUUUGGGGCAACCUCCCACUAAAUAUUAAAUUUGUAUUGUAUACAGUUUAUAUUGUUAUUACGUAUUUUGUUGUUAGCGUGUUGAAGGAGCCUUAGGCUGAUUUGUGUUUGGUCGAGAGAAGAGUCAUGGACUUGUUUGCAAACAAGUGUUUGCAAAUUUGAUGAGCAGUAAAGGAAUGUGUAGGCAAGAAUGAUUGAGGAUGAGGAUGAUGAUGAAGCUUGGUUAGUUUGAGGUGUGAAGCAUGCUGCUGAGAUGAGGAUGAUGAUACGGAGAAGCAGGAAAGGAAGCCAAAGGAGAAACAACAGCUAUUAUGGUUUCCAUAAAUCACCUAAUAUUUAAGAUCUUAAAUCUAUUUGUCAGUUUAUUUGUUUGUCCUUUUUUUUUUGUCUUGUGUUUGAAUUACAGACCAGUAUCUAAACCAGUUUCAUUGAUACUGCCAGCUCAUAACUGGGGAAGAUUACUCCAUCGGUGUCAGUUUAGUGUUGAGCGUAUUUGCCAUGGAUAACAAAAAGGUUAUGAUUAAGGGGUCUUUUUUUCUUUCUUUUUCUUUUUUUUUUUUUUUGGUAGGGGGGCUGGUUUCCCAUGUUUUGAUAAUGGCAUGUUCGGUUCAUUAUAGCGAUAAAGCAUUGGAAACCAAUGUAUGACAACAGAAACAAAAUAAUAAGGCAAAUUAAUUUAACAAAAUAAAAAAGACCAAAUAACCAGACAACAAAAAGACAGAAAACUGAUCAAAAUGGAAGAAAAUAAAUUGUUUGUUGGUUUGCACGCUCCAUGGGCAGUUUUCUUGAAAUUUGAAAAGAUUAACUUGUGCAACUGUACCAUUGCAGAAAUGUUUUUUUUUAUAUAUAUAUAUAUAGUGCCUUGAGUCUGAUGUGGAAUUUCACCCUGUUUUGCAGAGCUUAAGCAUAAGAUCCACUACCAAGCCAUCCAAAAUAUGCUGCUUCCAAAUCUUGAACUGGCAAGGGAUUUGAAAACUUCCAAAAGUCAUUACAGUGUCCAAAAACAGGGUGCCUCAUCAGCACAAAACGGCUUUCAUAUGCUGAAUUUUCAAAGCUUACCUUGAAAAGGGGCAGUUGAGCUUAGGUUUGUGUCCAUCUACAUAUGCGUGUGUGUUUGUGUGCAUGUCUUUCUGUGUGUAAAGGAGAUAUCUGCGUGUACUCACACAUUUCCUUUGCUGAGAAACAGUUAUUAGUGAUGCUUGAGUUUCGCAAGUCACGUUUCCUCCAUCCUCUCACCAAAACCCGUCAAUCUUAUUGUAUUAAAUUAGUCUGUCUUAAUAUUUUCCCAGCUCUGCUCUGAAAAUGAAUUACAGUACUGUUAACAGAUUGUAUGGGUGGCUAUGUUGUUUGACUUUGAAUAUGGACUGAAGUUACGUUCAUUAGGGGGUAUGAUACUGUAUUCCAAAGUGAUGAGAUGGAAAGGGUGUGAAGACAUCAAUCAAGUGUCAAUAUUGUUAUUGAGUUAUUAUUGUUUUUUCCGCUGCUAAAAAGCUAUGAUUUUUUUUGUUUGUUUGUUUCAUCUUAUACACAAAAAUAACAUUACAUAGUUGUGAUGUCACAUCAGUGUGCUGCUAUUUUAUAAACAAUUGUAUUAUAAUUAUUUUACUGCUUACAGAAUACUUUGAGAAUACAGAAGUAGAGGGUAAAAGAAGAACAUGAAAUGAGUAUUCGACUGGAAAUGCUCUUUGUACAGUGUGCUCUUAUAAAGGCAUGUUUCUUUACCUUUUAGUCUUUUCCUCCUCUUCUUUCUCUGUCACAUUCUGUAAGUAUGGUAUCUCUAUACCUCAGGUUUACUGGACAUGAAAGACUUUUUCCAUUACCUCACACAACUCACAACAGUUUUUUUUUCGGGAACCUGGAAAGGACAGCACAUAGAAGAGGUUAUGAUAUGUCUGAUGUAGUAGGCUAAAUACAGUUGAAUUUCGAUGUACUGUAGAAAGCUUACAAGGCUCCCACCUGGACAUCAGAAAUAGUGGAUGGAGGAGGUGACAGAUGUCUGAUUGACAAUGUCUUGUGUACCCUUCCCAUUCCAGUGAAUAAAAACCUGUAAAUAUAAAAUAAGCAACAUUGAGUAAAGGACUCCUCCCUCCACUAUAACCAUAUCAUGUACCUCAGUUAUGUCUGUUGCACAACCUCUGUUCAAUAAAUAUCUGCUUUAACGAGUGUGGUGCUAUGUUGGUCCUAUGUUAUUCUUAACCUUUUAUUGGCAAUGUUAAUGGUGAAAAUAACAACGGGAAUCUAUCCAGCAUGUCAUAACCUGGUAGAGAAUGACUGCAAAGAUUGAGUGUGCGUAAUCAGACAGACUGGGUGAAAAUUACACAUUUGAACAGGUUGAACUUUUAUAUUCAGCCAUCCGCUAAAUAAUUAUAACUUAAAUAAGUUGGAAAUUGUUACAGCUGAUUUAUAAGAGAUGAAUUAUAGGGUGAAGUCAUUAGGGCUUGGCAAUUCUGUGGAUACUCUUUGGAUUUCUGUUGAACUCAAAUUUGUCUUUGAGAGCAUGAAUGAAGUUAAAGGAGAGGACAUGCUGUAUGCUAAGGUCAAUAAAACUUACCAUGAAA
Messenger RNA from Pimephales promelas (fathead minnow), 4848 nucleotides. RefSeq names its product cyclin D2, a (gene ccnd2a). The record is from RefSeq and is a predicted model, not a curated record. Lineage: Eukaryota; Metazoa; Chordata; Actinopteri; Cypriniformes; Leuciscidae.